This is a messenger RNA of Fundulus heteroclitus (mummichog), 4998 nucleotides long. RefSeq names its product dynamin-1. Lineage: Eukaryota; Metazoa; Chordata; Actinopteri; Cyprinodontiformes; Fundulidae. The record is from RefSeq and is a predicted model, not a curated record. The transcript has 23 exons. Gene Ontology annotation, cellular component: microtubule; membrane; cytoplasm. The coding region runs from base 155 to 2704 and encodes 849 amino acids. Gene Ontology annotation, molecular function: GTP binding; GTPase activity; microtubule binding.
UUAUUGUGGAGAUGUGUUCCGGUUCUGUGCGCGGUUCCUCCCUGCAGCACCGGGCCGUCUAGGAGGAGGAGCUGAAGGUCACAGUCUCCUCAGCAUCCGUGCACCGAACCUCCAUCAACCGGCGCCUGGUCGGUCCGGACCGCCCGCAGCAGCCAUGGGGAACCGGGGCAUGGAGGAUCUGAUCCCGCUGGUGAACCGGCUGCAGGACGCCUUCUCCUCCAUCGGCCAGAACGCGGAGCUGGACCUGCCGCAGAUCGCGGUGGUGGGCGGACAGAGCGCCGGGAAGAGCUCGGUGCUGGAGAACUUCGUGGGCAAGGACUUCCUCCCUCGUGGUUCAGGAAUCGUCACUAGGCGUCCCCUGGUGCUUCAGCUCAUCAACUGUCCGACAGAAUAUGCAGAGUUCCUGCACUGUAAAGGCAAGAAGUUCACCGACUUUGAUGAAGUUCGUCAGGAGAUCGAAGCUGAAACAGACCGAGUGACGGGGCAAAACAAAGGAAUCAGUCCGGUCCCGAUCAACCUGAGAGUGUACUCGCCCAACGUGCUUAACCUGACGUUGGUCGACCUCCCGGGGAUGACGAAGGUCCCAGUGGGAGACCAGCCUGCCGACAUCGAGCACCAGAUCAGAGAGAUGCUCAUGCAGUUCGUCACCAAGGACAAUUGUCUCCUAUUGGCUGUUUCACCAGCCAACUCUGACCUCGCCAACUCCGACGCGCUGAAGAUCGCCAAGGAGGUCGAUCCACAAGGUAUGAGGACCAUCGGAGUCAUCACCAAACUGGACCUAAUGGAUGAAGGAACCGACGCCAGAGACAUUCUGGAGAACAAACUACUGCCGCUGCGCAGGGGUUACGUCGGGGUGGUGAACCGCAGUCAGAAGGACAUCGAUGGGAAGAAAGACAUCGCAGCAGCUCUGCAGGCUGAGAGGAAGUUCUUCCUGUCACAUCCUGGGUACCGUCACCUGGCUGACCGUAUGGGCACCGCCUACCUGCAGAAAGUCCUCAACCAGCAACUAACCAACCACAUCCGAGACACGCUGCCGGGGUUACGGAGCAAGCUGCAGAGCCAGCUGCUGUCCAUCGAAAAGGAGGUGGAGGAGUACAAGAACUUCAGACCAGAUGACCCAAGCCGCAAGACCAAGGCUCUGCUACAGAUGGUGCAGCAGUUUGCGGUGGACUUUGAGAAGCGGAUCGAAGGUUCUGGAGAUCAGGUGGACACCUACGAGCUGUCAGGAGGAGCCAAGAUCAACCGUGUCUUCCACGAGCGCUUCCCCUUCGAACUGGUCAAGCUGGAGAGCGAUGAGAAGACCCUACGCAAGGAGAUCAGCUAUGCCAUCAAGAACAUCCACGGAAUAAGGACGGGUCUGUUCACACCGGACAUGGCCUUUGAGACCAUAGUCAAGCGUCUGAUUGCUCAGCUCAAAGAACCGUGCCAGAAGUGCGUGGACCUGGUGAUCAUGGAACUAGUCAACACCGUCAGGCAGUGCACCAACAAGUUGGCUCAGUAUCCGCUGCUCAGAGAGGAAAUGGAAAGAAUCGUCACUCAGCACAUCAGAGACCGAGAGAGUCGCACCAAAGACCAGGUGAUGCUGCUGAUUGACAUUGAGCUGGCCUAUGUUAACACCAAUCAUGAGGAUUUUAUCGGCUUUGCAAAUGCGCAGCAGAAGAGCAGUCAGGUAAACAAGAAGAAGGCUGCAGGAAACCAGGACGAGAUCAUGGUGAUCCGUAAAGGUUGGCUCACCAUCAACAACAUCGGCAUCAUGAAGGGCGGGGCCAAAGAGUACUGGUUCGUCCUGACGGCCGAAGCUCUAUCCUGGUACAAGGACGAUGAGGAAAAGGAGAAGAAGUACAUGCUGCCUGUGGACAACCUAAAGCUGAAGGACAUCGAGAAGAGCUUCAUGUCCAGCAAACACAUCUUCGCCUUGUUCAGCACCGAGCACAGGAACGUCUAUAAGGACUACCGGCAGCUGGAGUUGGCCAGUGAGUCCCAGGAGGAGGUGGACAGCUGGAAGGCUUCUUUCCUACGGGCUGGAGUUUACCCUGAACGCAGCGUGGACAAAGAGAAGGUGGAAGGAGAGGAGUCCAGUUCUGACGGGCAGAUCCACAGCAUGGACCCUCAGCUAGAGCGACAGGUGGAGAUUGUCCGGAACCUGGUGGACUCAUACCUGUCCAUCAUCCACCGUACCAUCAGAGACCUGAUCCCCAAGACCAUCAUGCACCUGAUGGUCAACAACACAAAGGAGUUCAUCCACUCUGACCUGCUGGCCCAGCUUUACUCAUGUGGAGACCAGAACAGCCUGAUGGAAGAGUCCCAGGAACAGGCCCAACGGCGGGAUGAGAUGCUCCGGAUGUACUUUGCUCUGAAAGAAGGUCUCAGCAUCAUCGGGGACAUCAGCACGUCCACCGUCACCACGGCGGCGCCUCCUCCUGUGGACGACUCCUGGCUGCAGGUGACGGGGAUGCCGUCUGGACGCAGAUCUCCAAUGUCCAGUCCCACCCCCCAACGCCGGGCCCCCCCCGGUCCGCCCCGACCCGGGGGCCGUGCAGCUCCUGGUCCUCCUUCCCGUCCCGCAGUGUCCCCUGAUCCGGGAGGACCACCCCCCUCUGUCCCUUCACGUCCCAAUAGAGCACCUCCUCCUGGAGUCCCCAGUCACAGAGCUCCUGCAUCUCCAUCCCGACCCACCAGACCAGCCUCUGACUCCGCCCCAUGACUCCGCCCCAUGACUCCGCCCUCUGGCUCCACCUGUUGAUUCCACCCUAUCACAAACACUUAAGCACAAAUACGCACCAACUCACACAAAUUCAGUUCUGAAGAUGGCAAAUGGUUAAAGCCGGUACUGAUCCCGGUUCUGUUGGUCCUGUGGUGUCCUCACCGGCGGUGAGUACCGCUGAUAGCUCUCGAUGGUUCCAGCGUCGGUUCUAGACAGGCCCAUCUGGUUCCUGGGUUCUGCAGCUGUUGGGUUGGAUCCAAUCAGUUUGUAGAUUUUUUUGCUGCAUCCUGAGAAGAUUCUACGACCCGGUUUUCAUCGUUAACUGCUCCUGAUCCACUUCACUUCCAGCUGGACCUGAUCCACUUCAGAUCGGUUCCUGUUUGGUUUGAACUGGUUCUGAGUUCUGACUGGACCCAGUUCUUGUUGACUGACUCUUCUUGUUGUUUUUCUCUCUGUUCUGCUCUCGUCCUGCAUUUGUUCUCCCAGUCGUCCCAGUAAAGGUAGCCCCGCCCACGGAGAGAGCCCCCAGUCCUCUAUCGAGGGUUGACCUGCAGACCCUCGCAGUGUUUGUGUCUCUGUGUCUGUUCAUGAUCAUAAUUAGCUCGUUGUGAUGAAUCCAAGCCAUCUGCUGUGUGAGGUGAGACCGGUCGGCGGCGUGUCGGUCUCCCUGUGGACAUGGACAGCCGGAGACGUCCCAAAGACCAAGACGUAUCACUCCGCUCCGGGUCUUCAGGCUGGUCUGGGAUCAAUUGUGAAUUUUUGUCUUCAGUUUCUUGGUUGGUGUCCAGAAUGAAGCUGAGAUGUUCUGCGAUGUUUCUUUACAGUGUAAAGUUUUAUUUAUUGUCUUAUUUAUUGGUUAUUGAUGAUCUGCUGCUCUAACUGAUCACACGUUCUGAUGGACUUUGUUUAAACCUUCACACUGCCGUCUGACUUCGGUUCUUACUGAUCCUGUGUGGUUUGAUCCAAUCGGUCCUCGCUGAGAAACCUGUUUUGUGUAUUAAUGGUGCUGCCUGAUCCGGACUGGUCUCAUCGGGUUCUAGUCGGUUCCAUCUGGUUCCAUCUGGCUUCAGUCCAAACACGUUCCCACAGGUUCAAACUGGUUCAAACUGGUCCUAACAACCACAACUGGUUUAAAGCAGUCUAAACUGGUUCAAACUGGUCCUAACAACCACAACUGGUUUAAAGCGGUCUAAACUGGUUCCUGCUGGUUCUAACAACCACAAUUGGUUUAAAGCAGUCUAAACUGGUUCAAACUGGUCCUAACAACCACAACUGGUUUAAAGCGGUCUAAACUGGUUCCUGCUGGUUCCAGUAGUGACUGAGUGGAUCUCUCUGAGUUUAGCCGGACCGAUGAAAUCAGAGAUUUGCUAGUUCUAAUGUUCUUAUGAACCCAGUCUACCCAGUUAUCAGAACCAUCUGGGCAUUUUGCUCCAGGUUGUAUGUCUUUGUGGUUCCUGUGGUUUUAAAUAGAGAAGCUUAUCUAAGAGACGUCGGGUGCUUUCAUGCGGAGAACGGUUCUGGAAGGUGAUUGUGGGUCGAUGAAGCGGUCUGAGCUUUAGCUGUACCUGACAGGUGCUGAAAACCCGUUUCUGUUGGUUGGCCGUUCAGAUUCUGUCCUUUAACUGAGCAUCAGGGUGUUAUCUGUGCUUGGUUGGGAUCAGAGAAGGUUAUCAACUCUAAAGACGACAGGCUGAAACCUUCCUCUUAAUUGGAGCCGUUCUUCAAAGGUCUUCAGGUGCAGCGUGUAUCACCAGAGUCUCACCUGUGAUCAGCAGCCAAUCAGAGCAGACACGGAGAAACCAAUCAGAAACUUGCUGGUUUUCACCCUGAGCGACAAUUGUUUUUCAUUAAAGUAUAUUUGCUGGUUUCUCUCCUGUUCUUUAAUGUCAAACAUGUGAUGAUCUGAUUGUUUCUGAAGUUCUGACCGGGUUCUGGUGAGCUGACUGGUUCCUAAAAACCUGGUAAGUCUCUCAUGAUUGGGUUCUGAUGACCUGAGCGAGGCCGGCAGCGUGGAUCUGAUGGAUCUUCUCGUCAGUUUACUCAUGGUGUUGUGGUGAUAGAGUCAGCGGGUCGUAGCCGUGACGUGUUCUCCGUGUUAGUCCUAGCAUGUUCUGUGCUGUCUGGUGAUCAAGUUCUGCACCUUCUCUGCAGCAACUCUGUGUUCAGCUCUGAUGAAAAAUAAUAAAUGUGUUGAUGAAUCUGCAGCAGCUCCUACUGUAACUGUGAGAUUACUGUGUGUCAUGUGACCAGGGCAAACAUAUGUUAACCUCAAUAAAGUUAUGUGAAUCAAAACC